AUGCUUUUAUCUAAACAUGCCAAAACGAAAAUAUUUGAAGACAUUAAUGAAGCUCCAUUUUUCUCUAUCAUUAUUGACACUAUCCGAGACAUUUCUAAAAUUGAUCAAAUGAGUAUUGUUUUUCGUUAUGUGAAAAUUAUUAAGAGUUCAGAAAAUAUACCUGUUGACAUAAAAAUAUUUGAAACGUUUACUGGAUUUUAUGAAACACAUGAUCAUACUGCAUCUGGAUUGAAGCAGUUAAUAAUUAAAGAGCUAGAAGAAAAAUCUAUUUCCAUUUCAAAAUGCGUUGGGCAAGGGUAUGAAAGAGCAAAUGUUAUGAGUGGUAAUUAUAAUGGACUUCAAGCAAAGUUAAAAAACAGGGGAAAAAAUGCAGAUUAUAUUCAUUGUGCUAGUCAUAAUUUGAACUUUGUUUUGAAUGAUGCAGUUAAUGGAAUUUCUGAGUCAGUAAAUUUUUUUGAAGUUGUUGAAUACCUUUAG
Sipha flava (yellow sugarcane aphid) is the source of this 477-nucleotide messenger RNA. RefSeq lists its product as uncharacterized. The record is from RefSeq and is a predicted model, not a curated record. The transcript has a single exon. Lineage: Eukaryota; Metazoa; Arthropoda; Insecta; Hemiptera; Aphididae. The coding region runs from base 1 to 477 and encodes 158 amino acids.